This is a messenger RNA of Suhomyces tanzawaensis NRRL Y-17324, 366 nucleotides long. RefSeq lists its product as uncharacterized. The coding region runs from base 1 to 366 and encodes 121 amino acids. The record is from RefSeq and is a predicted model, not a curated record. Lineage: Eukaryota; Fungi; Ascomycota; Pichiomycetes; Serinales; Debaryomycetaceae. The transcript has a single exon.
AUGAGCAAAUUCACUGAGAAAAUCAACCAGUUGAAGGAGGAAUCCGACCACAAGCAGUCUGCCUACUACCAGCUCAAGACCGUCUACACCACCAAGCAGGACGAAUUGACCCAGAAGGAGUACCAGUUGAGGGCUUUGACAGCCCAGAAUACCUUUUUGACCGAGAGAUUGGCUCGUCACAACUCCCAGCACCAGGAGAAUUCUGACCAGCUAGCCAAGAACCAGGAAGCAAUUGCUGGCCACCAGAAUCGCAUUGACACCCUCACCAGAGACAUAACUGAGUUGGAGACCCGUUAUGACGAAACCGUGGCAAAGCUCAGCGAGGUCCAGGCCGAGUUGCAUGACAUUCACCAGGCGCUCUCGUAG